ACCUGCUGUACCAUUCGUAGUCUCUGCACUUAGCGCUGCACUUGAGGUUGGACUAGAACCGUCUGCAAUUGCAACAAAGUAUCUAAAGGGAUAUUUUGCAACAAAGAGGACGAUGGCAACAUCCGUGAAAUUGAACACCGGUGCAGACAUGCCCAUUCUCGGUCUCGGGACGUGGAAGUCCCCUCCAGGUAAAGUAACUGAUGCGGUGAAGGCGGCCAUAGCUGCAGGCUAUAGGCACAUCGACGGGGCCUUCAUCUACCAGAACGAGACGGAGGUGGGAGAGGGCAUUCAUAUCAUGGUCAAGGAGGGGGUGGUGAAGAGAGAGGAACUGUUCGUGGUCAGCAAGCUGUGGUGCACAUUCCAUGGGAAGUCCAUGGUGAAAGAAGGCUGUAAGAAGACUCUCAGUGAUCUGAAACUGGACUACCUGGAUCUUUAUCUGAUACACUGGCCCAUGGGCUUCCAGCCUGGAGAGGACCUCUUCCCUACGGACAGCAAUGGAAAUAAUAUCGACGAUGGCUCCAAAUUCCUGGAGACAUGGGAGGCUAUGGAGGAGCUGGUGGAUGCUGGACUGGUCAAGGCUAUCGGUGUCUCCAACUUUAACAAAGACCAGAUUGAAUCCAUCCUGAACAAGCCAGGCCUCAAGUAUAAACCUGCCAACAACCAGGUUGAAUGCCACCCCUAUCUGAACCAGGGGAAGUUGAUCAACUACUGUCACUCUAAGGGCAUCUCUGUGACAGCCUACAGCCCCCUGGGUUCCCCAGACAGACCAUGGGCCAAACCAGAGGACCCUUCUCUGCUGGAGGAUCCCAACAUCAAGGCCAUCGCUGAGAAGCACAAGAAGACCUCUGCCCAGGUCCUGAUCCGCUUCCAUAUCCAACGGAACACGAUUGUGAUUCCCAAGUCUAUCACCCCCACACGUAUCCAGGAGAAUUUCAAGGUGUUUGACUUUGUGUUGAGCGACGAGGAAAUGAAGACCAUUCUGGGCUUCAACAGGAACUGGAGAGUCUGCCCAAUGACAGGGAGCAUGAAGCACAAGGACUACCCCUUCAAUGCUGAAUUUUAAGGAAACGGUGGAUUCACAAAGUUCCAUCACUGGGUGCUGUGACUCGCUUGAGAUGUCUGCCCUCUUUCUGUUCUCAUUUAGAUUCAUUCUUAUUUCUCCCUUUAAGACAAUGUGCAGAAAUAGCCAUCCUUGAGCUGGUUUCUUGCAAAUACCAAUACAUACUGUGAUUUAGUAUCUGUGUGUUGCAGUAUUGUAUUUCUCACCAGAUAUACACUCUGACCUAUAUAAUUACCUUCUUUCAUAGCACAAUGGUCAUUAUUUUUCAACAAUCAUGGAAACAUAAUUUGACAUAGGAUCGAUAUUAGUGAGGUAUAAAAAAAGCUUUUGGUUUCUGGUUUGAUACUGUAGCAAAUCCAAGGCGCCAGGCUUCGUAACGCGCACAAUAUGUUGUUUGUGGCUUCUCACAUGACCCAGUUUGUUUGUUUCUCUUUGGUCACUCGCAAGCUUUGUCAUCAAUUAGCAUCUACAUUUACAGGCCAUAUAUAAUCUUAUGACUUUAAAGAAUUGAUGUUAACCAUAGGAAUGCAUAGUUCAACCAUAGGAGCUGGGUAUGUCAUACCUGGUCUUACUGAAGUAAGUUACAGAAAUAGCACAUGGACAUUGUGUGUGUGAUGUACAGUAUUACAUAUCAACUGUUUCCUGUUUCCUUUUUGUUUCAGAGAUUAAAAAAAUGUAGACUAUAAAUAGUAUCGACAUAGCUUAUCCUAAUAGUACAUUGACCUAUGUUCAUGAAGAUAUGUUGUUGAACACUCCUUCCCUCCAAUGCCUAGUCAUAGGAGCCGAGAAUGAGUCAUCCACACUCUUUGCCUUACAGGACAAUAAAGCACUUCUACUCAU
This is a messenger RNA of Oncorhynchus masou masou (cherry salmon), 1900 nucleotides long. Its product is annotated as aldo-keto reductase family 1 member B1-like. The record is from RefSeq and is a predicted model, not a curated record. Gene Ontology annotation, molecular function: aldose reductase (NADPH) activity. Bases 113 to 1063 code for a protein of 316 amino acids. NCBI's taxonomy places the organism in Eukaryota, Metazoa, Chordata, Actinopteri, Salmoniformes, Salmonidae. Gene Ontology annotation, cellular component: cytosol. The transcript has 10 exons.